AUAGGGUUCGAUAUGAGCUUUCCUAGAAUCAAUAAAGAAGUCCGACGGGAGUUAAUGCCUACCAGAGUGUCCGUUUCUGAUAGAAUUCCUGCUAAGAAAAUCAGGAAAUAUUUCCCAGAGUCGUGGUUAUUUGAAGAUCGCGUUCUCAGCAGCCGAGGACGACUGACAGAAAAAAUUACCCUCCCAGAUACAUUAACCACGUGGGUCAUCCAUGCUGUAGGUAUUUCCGCUACUCGUGGUGUUUGUGUGGCGCCACCUAUAGUAUUCAUAUCGUAUAUGCCUUUCUUCGCCAAACUUCAACUACCACAUAAGGCAGUAAGAUUAGAAGAAGUUGAAGCUAGAGUUACAGUGUAUAAUUAUAAAACAUCAAACUCACGGGUAAAUACACAUUUUCAAUAUUCUUUUUAA
This is a messenger RNA of Lottia gigantea (owl limpet), 408 nucleotides long. RefSeq lists its product as hypothetical. The record is from RefSeq and is a predicted model, not a curated record. NCBI's taxonomy places the organism in Eukaryota, Metazoa, Mollusca, Gastropoda, Lottiidae. The annotation marks the transcript as partial. Gene Ontology annotation, molecular function: endopeptidase inhibitor activity. The transcript is spliced from 2 exons.